AUGUCUGCGCUGCUGGAUCUUAUAGAGUUGGUGAUCAGUGCGUACAUUGUCCUCAAAACUGUGCAGGGAAUACAUGUGAUAGCCCAUCUGGAGCUUGCUCAAUGGGCUGUUUAGCUGGGUUUUCAGGUAUAUACUGCAAAUGUCCAGCUAACUGUAAUGACCAAACCUGUGAUGGAGCUACCGGACACUGUGCAAACUGUUAUGAUGGAUUUUAUGGACCUGUCUGUACACCUUGUCCGGCUGGCUGUAGUACUGACACAUGUGACAAAUCGACUGGGAACUGUAUACAAUGUGACGCUGGAUUCUUUGGUAAUCAGUGUGAUCAGUCUUGUCCUGCUAACUGCAAAGCCAACGUUUGUAACAAGGACAGUGGUCAGUGUGGAGACUGUGAUGAUGGAUUUUAUGGCCCUGUCUGUACACCUUGUCCGACUGGCUGUAGUACUGACACAUGCGACAAAUCGACUGGGAACUGUAUACAAUGUGACGCUGGAUUCUUUGGUAAUCAGUGUGAUCAGUCUUGUCCUGGUAACUGCAAAGCCAACGUUUGUAACAAGGACAGUGGUCAGUGUGGAGGUAGGAUCAACUUCAAUAUUGAUUUUCUUGCAAAACACAUUUGCAGACCUAUGAAGAUAGGAUAAAACAUGCUGUCU
This is a messenger RNA of Pecten maximus, 650 nucleotides long. RefSeq names its product multiple epidermal growth factor-like domains protein 11. Lineage: Eukaryota; Metazoa; Mollusca; Bivalvia; Pectinida; Pectinidae. The record is from RefSeq and is a predicted model, not a curated record. Gene Ontology annotation, molecular function: scavenger receptor activity.